AUGGAGGCUCAGGUGUUCAGGGCGCUUUUCUGUUUUUUCGUGUACACCGACUCGUUUCCUGACAUGACGAAAGAAGAUGGGGAAGAUGUCAUGGCCCAGCAUCUGCUCGUUGCGGCUGAUAGGUACAGCAUGGAGAGGCUCAAGCUGAUGUGCGAGGAGAAACUGUGCCAGUACAUUGAUGUCGGCUCGGUAGCAACCAUACUGGCGCUGGCCGAGCAGCACCACUGCCACGGGCUCAAGAAGGCGUGCUUCUGUUUUCUGAGCUCUCCUGAAAGGCUGAAAAUCGAAGGGCGUUUGUGGAGAGUGAAGGCUUUGAGCAUCUCAGCACAAGCUGCCCCUCUAUCACAAAGGAGUUGA
Messenger RNA from Panicum virgatum (switchgrass), 357 nucleotides. Its product is annotated as BTB/POZ and MATH domain-containing protein 1-like. NCBI's taxonomy places the organism in Eukaryota, Viridiplantae, Streptophyta, Magnoliopsida, Poales, Poaceae. The transcript has a single exon. Gene Ontology annotation, biological process: protein ubiquitination. The coding region runs from base 1 to 357 and encodes 118 amino acids. Gene Ontology annotation, molecular function: protein binding. The record is from RefSeq and is a predicted model, not a curated record.